AUGGAGGAUGUGGCCGUGGUUUUUACCCAGGAGGAGUGGGCUCUGUUGGAUCAUCCUAAGAGGAAACUGUACAGAGAUGUGAUGCUGGAAACCUUGAGAAAUCUGUACUCUGUGGAUAAGCCUAAUGAAUGUAAGGAAUGUGGAAAAGCCUUUAGACAUUCUUUCUCUCUAACUCAACACAAGCGAACUCACACUGGGGAGAGGCCUUAUGCAUGUAAAGAUUGUGGGAAAACCUUUACUCAGUCCUCAAGCUUCAGUAAACAUAGAAGAAUUCACAGUGGAGAGAGGCCAUAUAUAUGUAAGGAAUGUGGGAAAGCCUUUAGUGUGUCCUCAGCCCUCACUCGACAUAUACGAAGUCAUAGUGGGGAGAAACCUUAUCAAUGUAAAGUAUGUGGGAAAGCCUUUAGUCACGCCUCAUCCCUCACUAUACAUAGAAACACUCACAGUGGAUUGAGGCCUUAUAAAUGUAAGGAAUGUGGGAAAGCAUUUUAUCGUUCUUCACACCUCAGUUCUCAUAUGAGAACUCACAGUGGAGAGAGGCCAUACGAAUGUAAGGAAUGUGGGAAAACCUUUGCUUAUUCCUAUUGCCUCUCUGAACACCUAAGAAUUCACAGGGGAGAGAGGCCUUACGUGUGUAAGGAGUGUGGGAAAGCAUUUUAUCGUUCUUCACACCUCAGUUCUCAUAUGAGAACUCACAGAGGAGAGAGGCCAUUUAUAUGUAAGGAAUGUGGAAAAGCCUUUAGUCAUGCAUCAUCCCUCAGUAUACAUAGAAGGACUCACAGUGCAGAGAGGCCUUAUGAAUGUAAGGAAUGUGGGAAAAGCUUUAAAUAUUCCUCAGACCUCACGAGGCAUUUAAGAACACACAGCAGAGAGAAACCUUAUGUAUGUAAGGAAUGUGGGGCAUCAUUUACUGUCUCCUCAGUCCUAACUCGUCAUAUACGAAUUCAUAGUGGAGAGAGGCCGUAUGAAUGUAAGCAAUGUGGGAAAGCCUUCAGGGACUCCUCACACCUCACUAGCCAUUUAAGGACUCACAGUAGAGAAAGGCCCUUUGAAUGUAUAGAAUGUGGUAAAGCCUUUAAGCAGGGUUUGUACCUCACUGUACAUAGAAGGACUCAUAAUAGAGAGUCCUUUUGA
Orycteropus afer afer is the source of this 1134-nucleotide messenger RNA. The record is from RefSeq and is a predicted model, not a curated record. NCBI's taxonomy places the organism in Eukaryota, Metazoa, Chordata, Mammalia, Tubulidentata, Orycteropodidae.